Mauremys mutica (yellowpond turtle) is the source of this 5736-nucleotide messenger RNA. RefSeq names its product actin related protein 1A (gene ACTR1A). The record is from RefSeq and is a predicted model, not a curated record. Lineage: Eukaryota; Metazoa; Chordata; Testudines; Geoemydidae. Bases 103 to 1233 code for a protein of 376 amino acids. The transcript has 11 exons.
UAAAGCGCACAGCGCCCAAGCUGCCCUGCGCUCCCUCUCCGCGCAUGCGCCCCGCAGCCCGGGCGGUCGCUCCCUGGCUGGCGGCUGCGGCGAGUCCCCGCUAUGGAGUCCUACGAUGUGAUCGCGAACCAGCCCGUGGUGAUAGAUAACGGCUCGGGUGUGAUCAAGGCAGGUUUUGCAGGUGACCAGAUACCGAAGUACUGUUUUCCAAACUAUGUGGGCAGACCAAAGCACGUUCGUGUCAUGGCUGGUGCUUUAGAAGGGGACAUUUUCAUUGGGCCAAAAGCAGAGGAGCACAGAGGUCUGCUCUCGAUCAGAUAUCCCAUGGAACAUGGCAUAGUGAAGGACUGGAAUGACAUGGAGCGCAUCUGGCACUAUGUGUAUUCGAAAGACCAGCUUCAGACUUUCUCAGAAGAGCAUCCUGUGCUCCUGACGGAGGCUCCCCUGAACCCACGUAAGAACCGAGAGCGAGCCGCUGAGGUUUUCUUUGAGACCUUCAACGUGCCAGCACUUUUUAUCUCCAUGCAAGCGGUGCUCAGCCUUUACGCUACAGGGAGAACCACAGGGGUGGUGCUGGACUCCGGAGAUGGCGUUACCCAUGCAGUUCCUAUUUACGAAGGGUUUGCUAUGCCUCACUCCAUUAUGCGGAUCGAUAUCGCUGGCCGCGAUGUAUCCCGCUUCCUUCGCCUCUAUCUCCGGAAAGAAGGCUACGACUUCCACACGUCAUCAGAGUUCGAGAUCGUCAAAACCAUCAAAGAGCGUGCCUGUUACCUGUCAAUAAACCCACAGAAGGACGAGACGUUAGAGACCGAGAAAGCCCAGUACUACCUGCCAGAUGGAAGCACUAUUGAGAUCGGCCCUGCCCGUUUCCGAGCCCCCGAGUUACUAUUCCGGCCUGACCUGAUUGGAGAAGAGUGCGAGGGGCUGCACGAGGUGUUGGUGUUUGCGGUUCAGAAAUCGGACAUGGACCUGCGGCGAACGCUCUUCUCCAACAUUGUGCUGUCCGGGGGCUCCACGCUCUUCAAAGGCUUUGGAGACAGGCUCUUGAGCGAAGUGAAGAAACUAGCACCCAAGGACGUCAAAAUAAGGAUAUCUGCUCCUCAGGAGAGAUUAUAUUCUACGUGGAUCGGUGGUUCUAUUCUGGCCUCGUUGGACACCUUUAAGAAAAUGUGGGUUUCAAAGAAGGAAUACGAAGAAGAUGGAGCCCGUGCCAUCCACCGGAAAACCUUCUAGCCCUGGGACCCGUCCUGCACUCGCUUUUCUGAGUCCGAGUGUCUGUGAGGAGCUGCGUGUGUGUGUGUGUGUGUGUAUGUGUGUGCAGAGCAUGGCCCCGGAAUGUCAUGGAGCAAAGAGGAGAAGGGUUAGAUCACCUUUUUGGUUUUUUUUUGUUUAUUUUAAACUGUAGGAGGAAAAAUAACCAGGCCCCAUUUCUCCGGUCGGCCCCAUUCCUUUUACCUUCACUCCUCUCACGGCCACGUCUGUCACUCUAGAGAAAGGGAAUGGCUUAGAAAUGGAACAGCUGGACAGAAGGGAUCCGACCACUGCAAGGCAACCAGUCAGGUUGUAGUCACGUAGCCAAAGACUCCAAACCCUGGCGUGUCCUUACCCUCCGGCACUCCACAGCACUGGCUGCUUCGCCCUGCAGGGGUGCCCAGCAGUGUCUCUCUCACCGGCCAGUUCAGUUUUUUUUUUUAAUAUAUUUUUAUACAGAAAAACACAUUAGGAGCAGUUACAACUCUCCCCCCCCCCCUUUUUUUUUUGUUCUGUUUUUUGUGUGUGUGUGUGUGUGUGUAAACUCUUAACCUGCUCUGUGGCUAUGGACCACGACUGCACAGCUGGAGCAACUGCUGACAGGACUUAGUUUGUAUUGCAUGGUGUAGGUCACAACCACCCCUCCACCGCUCUGAUUGUACUAGACGGUUAUGAUCUUAGGCUCUUGUUCGCUGACAUUCUUCCUCCUUGGGAAGCAGGUGCCCAGGGUGGGUACAAAGGCACUGGUGUAUUUUGCUCUGAUUUUGUUUUGAGAGGUUUACAGGGCCGUGUCCUGUCUCAUUCUGUAAGAGAGGAGGCUGCAUUUCCCCCUUUCUCCCACAGCAGGGUCAAGGAACCAUCUAAUUUCAGCCAGACAAAACCUCUUCCAUUUGAUCCGUCCUUGGGCGUAAAAGCACAUUGUAACUUUUGAAUUACUUUAUUUAUUGAAAUGUUUAAUAUCUAAGUUACUAAUAGGGCUGCUGGUUCCAGGGGCAGCGGCUGCCCCUCUCCUUCCAACACCCUUAUACUGAAUUUUCCAUUGUUUAAUGCAACACUAAUGUUUACAGCACACAUGCUUAGCAUAGUAGCCAGCUAGCCAACCCCGCAACGCUCCUUGGUUACUGUUAGCGAGUCAGCGUUCUCUAGGAAUGCACCAAAUGAGAGGACAAUAAACUCUUAGUACACUGGCAUUAUCAGCGGGUUCCUGAGCACUAGUUCUUCAUUCCACUGUAGUGUUACACCAGGCUAACCCUCCUGGCAUGGCACUGCUACCACGGCUGCAUACCUGCUCUGGGGGCGUGUUCUGAGGGGAGGGAGCAGCUGGUGCUUUUUACGUCUCAGUGGUUUUGGUUUUUAAAUGAGGUUGCUGCUGAGAACCAAAUAUUUUGCCUGGUUUAGCCACUUAAGUAUUAGAGGAGAACUCACCAGAGUUGUGGAGUCAGGGUAGUAAUCGUAUCUCUAUAUAGAGCCAAGUCUGGGUCUUUGAAAAGAACAAGAUUGGAGUAGGAGGAAAACAUCCUGGGGAAACCCAGAGCUUUUCCUAUGGCCUAACAGAUUUGCACCUCUAGGGGCAUGGAUGGGGUGUGGAGCCUUCCAAAACCGUUUUUUUUUUUUAAGCCACCUGUUUUUAUUUUAGAUACUACAUGGAUAGUUGGAGAUUCAGUCCCUGGAUUUAGAAUAUGCAGUUAGCUUUAUACUAUAAAAGCCAGCUGCCUCCAUCAGACAUGCGAAGAUGCAAAUUUAGAUGUGCUUGUCAUUAAAGGGAAAAAAGUGCUAAAGCCUGCGCAGUUAGAAGACAGUCGGGGAUGGUGUUUUGUGUUUUUUAAAGUAACAGGCCUGUGGUAAAUCCCUGCUUUGGGGCUUGAAAAGGAAGCUGUAAACAGCAGUAAUUCCCACAUGUGCUAUUGCAGCCUUUGCUUCACAAGCUACCCCUCCCCUGUUAAUAUCCCUGUGCUGCAUCGUGCCUGCAGCUGUGGUACUGACAGGCUCCAGGACAACUUCUGCCGGGUACUGCCUGUGCAGAACAGAAUCUGGUCACCGCAGCUCUGCAGUGGAGUGAUACUGUGUGUAUGGAGAGAGAGAAUUUUCUUCUUAGCCUGCCUAGGAAUAAAUUCCAGGAGGAGGCUGCUCUCAGCUCAAUCCCGGUGCCUCGCCGACUGCUUUUGUCAGGGCAUUGUCUGUUUACACCAGCAAGAACAUGAGUGGGAGUCAGUCUCACCUUCCACCCCCACUAAAACGAGUGAGGCUGGCAGUGCCUCGCUAUUGAAAGCAGCUGCAGUCUCACCAGUUGUAUUCAAGUGUCUUAAAAUCCAGUCAGGGCAAAACAGGAGCAGAUUUGACACCUAUUUAAGAACAAUGAAGAUAGACAGGGAGGGGUGCAAGAUAGGACCUUUCCGUGGCAGUAGCUCCUGCACCACUGAUUUAAUUUGAUAUACUGCACCAAAAACAGUGCAGCUAGUGCCAUUAGUACCACCUUUUAAAAAUGCACAGAGGCCCAGUGAGCCUGAGCCAGACCUUAAUGCAGCUGGGGUAUUGACUCAAGUACGAUCAGAGCCUCCUAUCUCAACACAUGGUCCUCACUGGUGUAAACUGAUAAUGCCUUAAUGGACAGCCUGCCACUAUGCCUCAUUAACACCAGUUAGCGCUUACUGUCCAGUGGUGAGAUGUUCAGGCUUCUGGCCUUAGCAAAAUCUCCUGCUAGAGAAACCUCGGGGGGGGGGGGGUGGCAAGAUGCAAUUUCCUUUUGGCGUGAGACUUUGGUGACAUUACAAGUUAUAGGCUAGCAGCAGAUGGACUACAGAGAAUUUUCUAUGGAAGGUCUCACUCAGAGGUCUGGUGAUUUAGCAGGGGGACAGUGGGCAGUAGUCCAUAAAAUGUUAGCAGGAGCUGUGUAGGCUGCAGCUACGCUGUAGUUUGUUAUAAAAGCAGCAUAGCCUAAAGCAGACAGCAGGAGAGAGAGAGAGCUCUGCAAUGAGGGCCUGUUCUCCUAGUCAGCUGAUAAAGUCCUUCCCCUGCUUCCCCCCUCCACCAAGGUGAAAGUGACCUAGGGUAUAAUUGUAGCACGGGGGUUAGUAUGAUCAUCUUUUCACAGCCUUGUAUGUCAGUUGCUUAUUGAUUCCCUUUCCGUAGCCCAUCGCUACACUCCCCACUCAAGCCUGCCUGCACCAGGUGGAUGUUGAUUUGUUCUUAAUUCACCUCUGAGCUGUACCAGUCUCCUUCCCUUGCAACUCUGGCUAACUAGCCUUGCCUCUUGAAGGGCUCCGCACUCCCUAAAUGGGAUUUAAAUGGUUGCUUUGGAAUAGGCCAAGGAGCUGGAAGAGGGUCCCCCUCAGCUGAAAGCAGCUAGUGCCACCCAUGGAGCCUGCCCCCGUUGCCAAUCUGCCUCUCCAGAGAGCUAAAUGUGAGUUUAAAAUCUUUGCUACAUUAUUGAAAAUGUGCCUAAGAAAUUACUGUGGCUUUUCCAGCCAUACAAGGAAGAAAUCAGCUUCUAUCAUUCCCACAGGUCUUAGCUGCUCAUGUUUUGAUCACCACUUCUAGCAAAUGCUACACACUUCUUACAGCUUCAGUGGUUGGCAGUUGCUGGUGCAGAGAAAAGGGAAAUGAGGAUUUAGACCCCAGACUUCAAUUUGCAUGUAGGCAAAUUCUUGGCCCGCAUCCAUUUGUUUGCAUGACUUGCAGCACAUUCGCUUUCUAAAGUGGGAGCAGGUUCAGCCAUGCAGGCUGCACCCAGGCCCGGAACUAACCUACUCAAGCUGCAAAGCACCAGAAGGGACCUCUGGCUUUGGCGAAAGCUGCCAGAUGUGGUUGGAGAAAGCAACGGGAUGCAGCAGUCCCCCGUGGGGAGAGGGCAGUUUGGGAACAUACUUCCAUUCAGUGCCAUAUCUUCUGCACAGUGCCGGCUUCGCCCCUGGACAUGGCAGGGAGGUCAGCUACCCGGUAGGCAGUGCACGUUGGGUACCCAGCGCACGACUCAAGCAGUAGCAGGUACGAUAAAGGCUUAACCACUACGGCAGGUGUUGCAAAGGUGCCACCGUUUUCCCUCCCCUCCCCCACUACCAAAUUCAUUUCCCCUGCAAACGAACAGUGGGAAACUGGGCUGCUUUUAGCUUCCUACUAAUCCCAGUCCUUUAAGAACAAAGUAACGGUGGUUUGAAGUAAGAGAACCUGUAACAGCCCAUUGCUGAGGGGUAGCUGCUAACAUGCAGAGCCUGUUCCAUUGGAAAAUAAGCUGUACUGGGUUCUCCGUGUUGGACAGUAUCAGAUAGCAGGUGGUGCAUGGCAAAAGGGAAUGACCCCGUGUUCCUCAGCCUGACUUGGAGCAGCAGCUCUGGGCAGGGUUCUGGUGUAAGCCCCAUUGACCAGCCAGAGGCGCUGUCUGCAAUCUAGCAUUUGUUCUAUCAGCCCGACGCUGUUCCUCGCACACCUCUCCCCACCAGGGUGCCUGCUGGCGCCCAACAUCCCUAAAUAAAGUUGUUCAUAUACAAA